ACGGGCCAGCUCCUGAGGAAGAUGCACGUUGGUUAUUCCUACCCAGCUUCCAUCUGCCAUCGAGCAUAUUCCGACUCUGGCCUUCUGUUUGUUGUUUUAAGCCAUCCACAUGCCAAAGAGAGCGAAUCCUGUGGAAACCCAGCGUUCCGCGUGGUGGCCUUCAACCCCAGGACAGGCAGGAGCCGGGGGGUGAUGUUCUCCUCCCUCCCACCGAGCCCUGCAGGGAGGUACCUGGAGGGUGACGUGUGGGACACGGCGGGAGCGGCGGUGCUGACGUCGGGUGCCGUGGCCGUGUGGGACCUGCUGCGGGGCCGCUGCACGGCACUGCUGCCCCCGGGCCCCGCGGGGCGCUGGGCCCUGGCACGCUGGGCCACGGCCGGGGCCGGGCUGCUGGCCGGGCAGCGUGAUGGCACCGUCCGGCUGUACCACUACCGGCAGCCCCAGCCGGGAGCCGCCUGA
This is a messenger RNA of Empidonax traillii (willow flycatcher), 459 nucleotides long. Its product is annotated as partner and localizer of BRCA2-like. The record is from RefSeq and is a predicted model, not a curated record. Gene Ontology annotation, biological process: double-strand break repair via homologous recombination. The coding region runs from base 22 to 459 and encodes 145 amino acids. Gene Ontology annotation, cellular component: nucleoplasm. The transcript has 3 exons. NCBI's taxonomy places the organism in Eukaryota, Metazoa, Chordata, Aves, Passeriformes, Tyrannidae. Gene Ontology annotation, molecular function: protein binding; DNA binding.